Molecule: messenger RNA, 537 nt
Organism: Acanthoscelides obtectus
Lineage: Eukaryota; Metazoa; Arthropoda; Insecta; Coleoptera; Chrysomelidae
Source: the annotation of a GenBank genome assembly
AUGUUGAAGCCGAUAAUUUCUAUGAAGACAUACAUACACAUGCAUUACUGUGACACAUCCAAUUAUGAUGCUGACAACCCACAUAACAUGCCUCGAACAGCGUCAGAGUUGGGUAAGAUGAAAGACGAAUAUGGUGGCAAGGUACUGUCUGCCUUUUAUGGUACAGGUCCUAAAGCAUACUGUAUCGAUGCUGUAGAUCAAGUGGCUAAACGAGCCAAAGGUAUAUCUAAGGCGAGUGUGAAACAUCAAUUACAUUUGUUACAUUAUAAGGAUAUUGUUGAGGAGAAACGGACAUUUGUGUACUGUACGAUUUAUGUAUUUAAAUCGGAGUCGCACAAUUUAUACACAAAUUAUAUAAGAAAAGUGGCAUUGAUCAGUAUGGAUGAUAAACGUUUCUUGAUACCAAACUCAACAAACACAUUAGCUUGGGGUCAUCAAGAUAUCACCUUUCAUAACACGUUGGACGAAGAGCGGUUGGACCUCUUGCUGCGCUUAAUGAACGAAGCCAGUGACUUGACUAGUGAUCAGAUGAAAUGA